Cuscuta campestris is the source of this 6525-nucleotide messenger RNA. Lineage: Eukaryota; Viridiplantae; Streptophyta; Magnoliopsida; Solanales; Convolvulaceae. The record is from the annotation of a GenBank genome assembly.
AUUCGGUUUUUACCAAAAUACCGGUUCCAAAUUUUGUACCGAACCGAAAAUCGAUUUUUUUAAAAUAUGAGAACCGAAUUAUUCGAUUCGGUUUCGGUACGUACUAAAUUUUUCGGUUUCGGUUCAGUUCGAUCUAUUUACCAAAUUAUGCACACCCCUCAUGUUUUUUUUGGUGCAACGGAGGGAGAGAAAUGUUUCCCACUUUUCCCCUCCACAUUUUUCUGUAGGUUGCAGGCGAAAUUGCUAAGAGCUCAGCUCCGCUUCAGCCACGACAAUGUUUUCAAUCGCGGCUAUCAACGAUCCAGAUUCUAAGAGCCAAUGGGAGCCCCUAGCCCCAACGAAAGAAGCACAGGAAUUUCAUCUUUCACAAACGUAUCAUGAAGGACUUCUAAAGUUACAAGCUAAAGAAUAUGAAAAGGCCCGUGAACUUCUAGAGUCUGUUUUGAAAGACCCUUUAAUUGUAAUUGACAGGGGAAACAGCAGUUCCACCGAUGGCCAUCUUUUACAGCUUAGAUUUUUGGCACUGAAGAAUCUAGCUGCUGUUUUUCUUCAACAAGGUUCUGCCUAUUACGAAAAUGCUUUACAGUGUUAUCUUCAAGCUGUUGACAUCGAUACAAAAGAUUCUGUAAUCUGGAAUCAGCUGGGAACUCUUUCUUGCUCAAUGGGGUUACUUAGCAUUUCUCGCUGGGCAUUUGAACAAGGGUUAUGUUGCAGUCCCAAUAAUUGGAAUUGUAUGGAAAAGCUCUUGGAGGUUCUCAUUGCUAUUGGUGAUGAGGUUGCAUGCCUUUCUGUCGCUGAACUAAUUUUAAGGCAUUGGCCAUCUCAUUCUCGUGCUUUGCAUGUUAAAAAUACUAUUCAAGAGUCUGAACCAAUUCCUUUCUCCCCGAGAGGUAUAGAUAAGCUGGAGCCAAAGCAUAUCCGAUUGAAAUUUACGGAUAAGAGAAAAAGAAUAGAAAAUGACCCGGAUGACAUUGCGAAUAAAAGGUUGAAGCAAUGCACAGAGUUUUAUCUUCCAGAACUUUCUUUCACUGGCCUUGCUGGUGAACUCCUAAAGAUAUUACGCACAUUGGCUGAAUGUGGUUCUGAACAUGAAAAAGGAAAGUAUAGGUCCCGUGACACUAGAAUUACUAUACAAUUACCUGGAAUUUCACAAAUGAGUGUAGAGUCAGCACAAAGUAAUGAACCUAUUUCCUCUCAUGCCAAUGAAAGUAGUUUCAAUGGUGAUUGCAGCUCUGAUAAAUGUAUUAUUCCAAGAGAAAAGGAAACAGUCAGUUAUGGGGAGCAACCUCAAGAGAGGCGAAGUAGCCGGCUUGAACGACUCAGGAGUCGAAAGCCAGGUAAAGAAGAAUCAGAUUUUAUUGCCAACAAGGAUCUAGCUGCAACUGUAAUAAAGUUCCUACAACCUUUUGUUGUUAAUGGAUCUAGAAUUGGAGAAUGUAAUGGUGAAACUAGUAGCUCUUUUCAAGGUAAGACUGCAGAUGAAUCUCUUUACUACGAAUGUAAUGAUGUAAUGAAAUUCAUCAAGAAAACUAGCAGAAAUUGUGGUGCAUAUCACAUGGGCCACUUGCUUUUACAUGAGGUCGCUGCUAGAGGCAUUCUGUAUCAGGAAAGCAUUACUAAUUUUUUGGACUUAGAGAAGCUGACAAGGCAUUGGGGUCAGGAAAGAACUCCUGAAUGUUGCUUAUUUCUUGCCGAGCUAUAUUAUGAUGCUGUAGUGCUCUCAAGGGACAAAUCAACAAUGACACUCUUCAUGGCACAUGCAUCUUAUCAUCUCUGUAAGAUUAUUGAAAAUGUUGCAUCAGAUUACCCAUUACACCUUAACGAUGUGGAUGUAGAUGAAAUUCACAUAAACUGUUCUGGCAGCACUCUAAAGAAAAAUUAUCCCUUUUGGAUUCGUUAUUUUUGGUUAAGCGGGCAGCUAUCAAAGUUGGAUGGUGACAAAACCAAAGCUCAAGAAGAAUUCUCCAUUUCAUUGGCACUGUUGACAAAUGAGGAAAAUAAGAAUGACACUCAGCCAGUUUGCUUGCCUCACUGCAAAAGUAUUAAAAAGUUAAAUGUUGAUAGGGUUCUCCAUGAACUUCACUUAUUGGAGGUUGAAUUUCUUUUGAAGGAUUCUAUUAAUAAAAAGAUUGAUGAGAAUUUGCACUCUGAAUGCGUAGAGAUUCUUGCUCCUCUGCUAUUUUCCUCAAAAGAUGUCCAUUUGGGUGCAUUAUGCAUCAGCAGUCAAGGAAGUGGCUCAGGUGACGAGUUUACUUCCGUCGAACUAUCUGCAAUAAAUGUUUUACUGAAGGCAUGCCAACAAAUAGAACCGAUGAAUAUUGAUGUCUGCUUGAAAUGUCAUCGAAGGAAAUUACAGAUACUUGUUGCUUUAGCUGGUGAAACAGAAUCAAGAGAAAGCCCAACAAUGCCACACCACAACUUAUUUGCUGAAGAAGUGAAGGCAAUUUCCCAGUGUGCCACGCGGAUAAAGAGCACUGUGUCUGCAACUUCAAAUGUUCAUGUUCCAACAACUAUUCUUGGCGAUAUUCAUUCAUUUCUGUUAAGGCUUAUGUGCAAAAUCGCCAACACAUAUUUACGUCAAAGAUCCUCUAUGAUGGACUGUUCAGAUCGAAGUGAACCAAACAAUAGAUGCUACUUUGUUGAUGCUGCCAUUGCUUUCUGUAAACUUCAACACUCAAUUGCCAAUGUGCCUAUUAAAUCUCAGAUAGAGUUGAUUGUGGCAGUCCAUGACAUGCUUGCUGAGUUCGGUCUCUGCUGUGCUCGCUUGGAUGGAGAAAAGGAAGAAGGAACAUUUUUGAAAUUCACAAUAAAACACCUUUUGGCCUUGGAUAUGAAGCUUAAGCAUAAUUCUCAGGUUGAUCCACAGUCUGCACAUGCCAAAAGGUCUGAGCAGCUUUCUCACUAUAACCAUUCUGAAAGCUCACUGAAUGAAUUGAACUUGGAUAUGCUGAAUGUGGAAGUAGCCCAGAAAGGUGUAGCUGAAGCUAACAUUUAUAAUGGCAAAACUUCCCCUGAUAAUUGUUUAGAAAGUGAGAAGAGAGAAGUUGGUGAGGGGUCUAGAUUAGGGAAAGCAAAUUAUUCGUUUGAAUGUGAGAUUGAACUGACUGCAGCUGAAAGGGAGGAGCUUGAAAACAGGAUUGACAAUGCCUUAAACCAGUGUUUUUUCUGCUUGUACGGUCUGAAUCUUAGGUCUGAUUCAUCUUAUGAAGAUGACUUAGCCACCCACAAGAACAGGAGCCAGUGCGAUUAUCAGACAAAGGAACAAUGUGCUGAUGUUUUCCAAUACUUACUUCCCUAUGCCAAAGCUUGCUCUAAAACUGGACUGACCAAACUUCGAAGGGUUCUAAGAGCUAUUUACAAACAGUUCACAAAACCCCCUGAUGAUUUUUUAGCUGGAAAUGCAAUCGAUAGAUUCUUGGAUGAUCCUGAUUUGUGUGAAGAUAAACUUUCAGAGGAAGCAGGAUCUAAUGACUUCCUUGCUUCCAUGAUGAAUAUAAUUUUUUCAGACCCUGGAGGCCUCAAGCAACAUAAAGUGUCUAUUGAACAGAGAUCGGAUCCAUACCUUGAAGUUUAUAGCAGUUUAUAUUAUCUUCUUGCUCAGUCUGAAGAACUUAGUGCAACUGAUAAAUGGGCUGGUUUUGUUCUUACCAAGGAAGGGGAAGAUUUCGUGCAACACAAUGCAAAUCUUUUCAAAUAUGAUUUACUAUACAAUCCAUUCCGCUUGGAGAGCUGGAAGCAGCUUGGAAACAUCUAUGAUGAGGAGGUGGAGUUACUGCUUAAUGAUGGUAGUAAGCAAAUAAAUGUCACGGGAUGGAGGAAUAAUGCUAAGCUACCAGAGAGAGUUGAAGCAAGCCGAAGGAGGAGCAGGCGGUGCUUAUUGAUGACCUUAGCUCUGGCAAAGACAGCAGCUCAACAGGCUGAGCUGCAUGAGUUAUUGGCACUAGUGUAUUAUGAUGGCCUUCAGAAUGUAGUACCUUUCAAUGAUCAAAGAUCUGUUGUACCAUCCAAAGAUGAAGCUUGGAUUCUGUACUGUAAAAACUCAAUGAUGCAUUUCCAGAAGGCGUCUGCACACAAGGAAGAUUGGUCUCAUGCAUUUUACCUGGGAAAACUUUGCGAGAAGCUUGGAUACUCAAAUGAUAUGGCAUUCUCGUACUAUGCUAAAUCCAUGGCCUUGAACCCAUCAGCUUUAGAUCCAUUCUACAGGAUGCAUGCUUCAAGGUUGAAGUUACUUAUCACAUGCGAAAAGAUAAAUGAAGAUGCUUUAAAGGUUGUAGCUACAUAUUCUUUCAAUCAAUCUACAAAGGAAGCUGCAGUGGAUGCCCUUCACAAAGUUGGCAUUAAAAUGCUGCCAUCUUUGUCUACAGAGGAUAUCAGCUCUAAUGCUUGCUGUGAGAAUAAAAGGAUAGUGAGUUUACACAAACUUGAAGAGGUUUGGCAUAUGCUUUAUAGAGAUUGCCUUUCAGCCCUUGAAGUUUGUGUAGAAGGGGAUCUUAAACAUUUCCAUAAGGCUAGGUAUAUGCUUUCUAAAGGAUUGUACAGAAGAAAUGGGGACGGUGAUCUGGAGAGGGCAAAGGAGGAACUUUCGUUCUGCUUUAAAUCACACCGUUCUUCCUUUACAAUAAACAUGUGGGAGAUUGACAGUACAGUGAAAAAAGGAAGGCGCAAAACGUCUGGUGUGUCAGGGAACAAGAGAGCCCUCGAAGUUAACCUUGCUGAAAGUUCAAGGAAGUUUAUUACUUGCAUCCGCAAGUACAUAUUGUUCUAUUUGAGAUUGCUGGAGGAGACAAGAGACGUGUCCACCUUUGAUCGGGCUUAUAUUUCUCUCCGGGCAGACAAAAGGUUCUCUAUAUGCCUUGAAGAUCUCAUUCCAGUUGCUCUUGGGCGAUACAUAAUGGCAUUAGUUUUGUGUCUACGUGAUAUUACUGGCCCCAAUGAGAAAUCUGCAGAACAUCUUCUGGAGAAAAUGUUCCAUCUGUUCUUGGAACAAACCAGUUUAUGGUCAGAUAUUUGUAGCUUUCCGGAAAUUAAGAGCCGAGACAUGACAGAAAUACACUUAUUUGGAUAUCUCAAUCAAUAUGUCCAAUUAUUGAAGCAAAAUCUCAAGGUAGAGACACUUGAAGCAAUACAUGAAAAGAUACGGAAGCGUUUAAAGAACCCAAAGUUGUCCAAUAGUAACUUUGCAAAAGUUUACAAGUAUGUUUCAGUUGCUUGGUGUCAAUCUCUUGUAAUUAGCAUGGCAUUGAUCACACCACUACAUGCAAGACUUCCAAGUGAAACUCAAUCUCUCAAUCAGUCUGGAUUAGAAAACACACAUCUUUUGAGUAUUGAUAUGCAACCAGAUGAGCUAUGGAGUUCGUCUUCGGACGACCCUGAUCACAUGCAGAAUCUUGAAAAAAAAUGGAACCCUUUGUUGCUUAAGAUCAAGAAUGUUAUAAUCAAGAGAGCAUCAGAUGAUGAUUUAGAGACUGCUUCUUUUGAUAACUUUAGAAGAAUAUUAGAGAUGUUCCUGUGGAGAACACGCAAAGAAGAAAACACCCGGAUGUGUGAGAACGUACCAGUUACGUUGGGUGUCUCGUCCGCGGUAAAGUACUGUGAAGAAAACUUGAAGUCAAGGAUGAAAAAAGGAACAGGAAGUUCUUUCCCUUCGCCUGCAGCUGCUACCACGACUUCUCAGUCAGGUUGUGGAAAAGAUGGAGGAGAAUUAGAGGCUUCUCCUCUAUUGACUACCGUCUCUGCUUUGUCAACUGCACCCGACUGUACUCACAUGACACUUCUAGCUGCACCCGAGAUUGAGAAUAGAGAUGGUUCUCGAAAUACGCCUGCUACCUCAUCUUUGCCUAAGUAGGGUUUUCUUCAGGGAGGUCCUUAUCGACAGAGAGAGCAUUUAGAAUAGAAAGAAAUGUUAAGAGCCAAACAUUGCUUUCCCUAAUAGGAAAGUAAGAAAGCGUGCACUUCAUCUUUUUUGGACAUAUGGAGUAUUUGGAAGGGAAAAGAUAUUGCCCAUAGCUUUUCUAAGUGUCGCCAAAGAAAAACAUCCCGGCGCACCCAUGGUUGAUCUUAGAUUUAUGGUUUGCAUUUGAUGCUGGGGUCCCAUAAAUUUAUCAUAGCGGUCGAAAUCUGUGGCUCAAGGAGAUAGGCAUGCCAGUCAACUAACUGGUCUUGGCAGAUGCAUUUAGAAACUGGAUCCCAAGAGAGGCUCGAUGGUUGCUGCAUGCCUUUAACACACCAAAGUGUUAUGUGCCUCUUUCCUUAUAAAGAUAGAUAGCUCCUUUUGCGGUUGCACCCCAAACGUAGAUGUGGGCCUUCUCUAGGGAAAUCAACGACGAGUUAAAUCUCAUGAGUGGUGUUCGGGUUCGGGUUUGGAUGUACAGAGACUCUAUCCCUAUGUAUAAAAGAUGGGAAGGCUGUUCUUGACCAGAAAUCAUACUGUUUGGUUACAUUUAUCUUGAUAUUCCUGAAAGGUUGGACGUAUACUCUACAUAAUUAAUGUUCUUAUAAUUGGCAUAAUAAGGUACUGUACUAUAA